Molecule: messenger RNA, 1581 nt
Organism: Lycium ferocissimum
Lineage: Eukaryota; Viridiplantae; Streptophyta; Magnoliopsida; Solanales; Solanaceae
Product: cyclin-L1-1-like
Exons: 1
Coding region: 361-1569 (402 amino acids)
Biological process (GO): regulation of transcription by RNA polymerase II
Cellular component (GO): nucleus
Molecular function (GO): cyclin-dependent protein serine/threonine kinase regulator activity
Source: RefSeq, a predicted model, not a curated record
UCUGGUGUAGCAAAAAGUAUCGUAUAAAUUGGAACACAGGGAGAAAUAUUAUACAUAUGCUCCAUCAUAACACUGAUAUUCUCUCUCAGUCCACAAAUAAAAAUUGCAGAUUCUUUGACCUGAAACAUAGAGAAGCAAAUUAAGCUAACCUUCAAUUAAAAUUCAUCUCAGUCUAGAACCUUAAGAGAAUAUAUAAGAAUAGUUCUGCAUUGUUUUGAAUAUAUCACAGCCACAUUUGGUCAGUUCGAAAAAGAAAGUAGCGGAAUAGCAGUUUCGCUUCUUCAACAACGGGUUCUUCUUCUUCUGCCUUCUCUAAGGUUGUGAUUGAACUCCAUAUUAGGGGAUUCUUGAAGUUCAACUAUGACAUACACGGAAACAGACACAUUCUAUCUAGCAAAGGAGCAGCUUAUAAACUCGCCUUCUAGGAAAGAUGGAAUCGAUGAAGUUACGGAAACCACACUUAGAAUCUAUGGUUGUGAUCUGAUCCAAGAAAGUGGGAUUUUGCUCAGAUUACCCCAAGCUGUAAUGGCCACUGGUCAAGUACUAUUUCAUCGCUUUUACUGCAAGAAAUCAUUUGCCUGUUUUAAUGUGAAGAGGGCUGCUGCUAGUUGUGUUUGGCUUGCAUCAAAACUCGAAGAAAGCCUGAGAGAAGCAAUGCAGGUGCUUAUUGUUUUCCACAUAAUGGAAUGUAGGAGAGAAAACUUACCUAUAGAGCACCUGGAUCUAACUUCGGAGAUAUAUAUCGAUUUGAAAGCAGACCUAAUCAGAAUAGAGAUGCAUCUCUUAAAAGAGAUUGGUUUCAUCUGCCAUGUCAAGCAUCCUCAUAUAUUUAUAUCAAACUACCUUGCAGCUCUUGAAACACCUCAAGAAUUGAGACAAGAAGCUUGGAAUCUUGCAAAUGACAGUUUGCGCACGACACUGUGUGUGAGAUUCAAGAAUGAGGUUGUGGCCUGUGGAGUUGUAUAUGCUGCAGCCCGUAGAUUUCGAGUGCCCCUCCCAGAGAAACCUCCUUGGUGGAAAGCAUUUGAUGCAAACAAGGCUGGUAUAGAUGAAGUUUGCAGAGUGCUCACUCAUCUUUACAGUCUUCCCAAAGCACAAUACAUUCCUGUAUGCAAGGAAGGAGGCUCCUUUGCUACAUUAAACAGAUCAAGGGACUCGCCAUCGCUUCCUCUAUCUAAGGAAGGUUCAGUGAAUGAAGAUACUAGGGAGGCAGUAACAAAAGUUGCCCUUGAUAAGUUGAAGGACUCAAAGAAGAGCGACGAUUACUCCAAAAGCAUGCCUUCAGAAGGGGAGUACUCAAAAGGAGAGCCUGGAAAAACUCUCUACAGAACAGAUGGUGGGGCAGAAAAGAACAAGGAGAGAGAGAGGGAUAAGGAAAGACUAAAGUCUCGUGAACGUGAUAGGGGAAGGGAGCGAGACGACUUUGAUAGAGACAGGGAAAAAUCCAAGAAAAGGAGUUAUCAUUCAAGAGACAAAGGUCACUCAGAGAAACCAAAACAUCACUCUUCUCGAGAUCGUGAUUACCAGUCUUAUUCAUCACAGGAGAAGAAUCGUUGUAGACACCAUUAACUUGGAACGGCC